AUGGCACAUCAUUCAAUUCUUCGUCUUCUCUCAAUCAAUCAUGAAGAUCUUCUUUGGAAUUCUUGCGCCAAUCCACCAUGCGCUCCAAUUGCUUGUGCGGCUCCACCAUGCCCGCCAGCUUAUCCGCCAGCUCCUCCACCACCGGCACCAGCUCCGGCUUACAAUCCAUAUCCAUGCGCUAACCCACCGUGCAUUGUGGUUCAGCCAACACCAAUCUACAACCCUUACCCAGAACCUGCUCCAGCUCCAAUUCCACCACCGGCGCCAGCACCAUCUCCGAUGCCAGUUUACACCCCAGUGCAGUGUGCUAUGCCACCGUGCGCACCAGCUCCCGCUCCUGCUCCAGCCCCCGCACCAGUUCCCGUCUACACUCCAGUUCAAUGCGCUGUUCCCCCAUGUGCUCCAGCUCCACAACCAGCUCCAGCACCUGUUCCAGUCUACACCCCAGUUCAAUGCGCAGUUCCACCAUGUGCUCCAGCUCCAGCUCCAGUACCUGUUCCAGUCUACACACCAGUUCAAUGCGCCGUUCCACCGUGCCCGAUUUACGAGCCAUACCCAGUGCCAGCACCAGCUCCAACUCCAGUCUACACUCCAGUUCAGUGCGCUGUCCCACCAUGCCAGGCUUAUCCAGUACCAGCACCAGCUCCAGCUCCAGCACAAUACGUCCCAGCCUACUCGCCGUACGCGUGCUCAACCCCUCCGUGCGCAGUCGCCGCGCCCGCCGCUGCUUAUUACCCGGCUUAUGCUCCAUUCCGCCGAGCAAUGAUGUGGUUCGGAAGCAACAAAGGAAAGAAGAUGGCAUCCGCUACGCCAAAAGCCCAAGAAGAGAAGAAGGAGAAGAAAACCGAAUAA
Molecule: messenger RNA, 852 nt
Organism: Caenorhabditis bovis
Lineage: Eukaryota; Metazoa; Nematoda; Chromadorea; Rhabditida; Rhabditidae
Source: the annotation of a GenBank genome assembly